AUGUCACCAUCAGGGACGCAAAUCAGUUUGGAUGAUCUGUCUCAUCGCUCCUCACGUCCACGUCCCAGCCAGGAGGAUAACCGGCAAUUACUCCCCAGUAGCGCAAGUUCAACCUCAUCACGUCGUGGCUCGUCUGAUUCCACCAGUCGCGCAUCGAAUGCUGGCCUCCAACCUGAUGCUAGCAACAAUGGAGAUCACAGUGACAGCGACAGUGGUGUGACUGCAGAAUCCCACGAUGAUUCGGAGAGCGAUGAUAGCAUACCGCUACGGACCACAGAGAAAAGGAAAUGGCGGUGGAAACACCUCGUGAUGGAUUCUGGGACCGACGAACCCUACCAACUACACGAUGACAGUGCCACAUUGACUCGUCUUGUAUUCUUAAGGCUGGUGGCUGUCACAAUCAUAAUAGGUGCCAUCGUCCUUGGUGCGCGCGGCCAAAGCUUCGAUCUCGCAUCCCAUACGGUCGAGAACGGAAUCGUAGUCGACCAAGAUGCGCAGCUGGCCAUCAUCGGUCUGGCUAACACUAUCCUCCAGUUCCUGACGCAGGAAGCCCUUCUACACAUUUCCGCGACACUGAUCACAAAAUGGAUGACCGGCAAAGGCGAAAAGGGAGCCAGCUCAGUCGAUUUUGACCUCCUUGACGAAUUCAAGAAACCUUGGACAGCUGCCUCCAAAUUGAAGGAACGAUGCAAGAUCGGCACUCGGAAAUCGCGCGCCUGGUUGCAGUUCAUCGGGGCCCUUGUCGUCGGCAUCAGUAUCCUUCUCCUCGGUGCGGCCAUGAACACCAUCGCGAUACCCAAAUCUCGCUGGUGGCCCGACACACGGUUCGAAGCACCACAGCCCCCAGACGAUCGAUUCUACUUUGUAAAUCAGACAUCCCGGGUCGCAAGCGUCAGCCGAAUGCCACUCUGGGGCCAAGCAUGGGAGAUGAUCCGGGAAGGAGGAACGGCUUCCUGGGAAAUGGCUCACACCCUCGCCGCAUACCGCAGCCUCAAUGCAUUGAGCAAAUUAUAUGAUACCUUCAACAACGAGGCCGGCUGGCAAUCCAUUGGUGAUAAUGAUGCCCCAACCUUUAGCGCCAUCGAGGUCACCAAUGCCUCCACUCCCUCCAUCCGCUCCAUGGCCAUGCACGGUGACCUCGCCAUAGCCAUGUACAAUCAGCAAAAGGCGCAGAACUCACACAGCUGGGCCCGCGACUCAACAGGCUGGUAUGCCAGGCUCUUCAUGCCCGGCAUCCUCCUGGACACCUCCUGCAUCCCCAAUAACGACACUCUUGCCACGGGCUCCUGGACAGCAACAACCUCAUCCACCAAUUCCACCAUCACUGUCACCAUCGGACCAGCUACAAAUACAUCCACUAGCACAGGCACUUUCAAUGGCGCAAUCUGUUACAUCAACGUCUACCAGGCCCAAGUCGCCCUUCAGCAAUGGUUCUAUAGUGGCACCGGCAACUAUGACUACAGCAUCAACAACUACGGCGCAGACAUGUACCCGGAGAUUAGCUAUCUGGACCCUCCAAGCACGACCGAAACCCUCGCCAUUUCCACCGAGACGACCUCCUGGUUCGAGGCCAUCAUACCCAACCUUCAAGCUUUCUCAACCAAUAAAGAAGUCCUCAAUCUCACCUCGCUUGCCGUCCUCCUUGCCGAUGACCUCGUCAGCUUCAACCGGGGAUACUCGCAAUUGGACGGCUUAGCAGCUGUGAUAUCCACCAUCUUCACGGAUAUGGUCACAUCGUUUGAUUGGACGUAUGCUGUAUCUUCCGGGAACACGACGAUGCAGGGACCUAUCCGGUGGCAGAUAUACGGAUCCGGGCCACGGUUACCCUGGGAAUGGGUCAUUGCGAUUGUCCUGGGGGUUGGGAUCGGGGUGCAGGUGUAUGAUCUUGUGCUUCUGGGAUGGUGGAGGGGGCUGGCGAAGGGGCCAUGGCUGAGCUUGGAUGGGAUGCUGGUUGCGGCGAACAAGGCCCCCAUGAUGAAGGUGCUGCAGAAUGGAAAAGGGGGUGGGUAUGUCUCGGAUGAGGCCCGGCAGGCGAGGUUCUUCGUUCGUCAAUUGGCGAGUGACCUGGAGGGGCAGAGGGAGGGGGAUGCAGUGUUGGUUAGUGGAGAGGAACUGCAAGAAGAGGAAGGAAUGUAUGUGGAGUUACAGCCGGGGAAGGCAUAUAGGGAACAGGCCACAGCCGCCUGA
Molecule: messenger RNA, 2187 nt
Organism: Aspergillus sclerotioniger CBS 115572
Lineage: Eukaryota; Fungi; Ascomycota; Eurotiomycetes; Eurotiales; Aspergillaceae
Exons: 3
Coding region: 1-2187 (728 amino acids)
Source: RefSeq, a predicted model, not a curated record